Piliocolobus tephrosceles (Ugandan red Colobus) is the source of this 3910-nucleotide messenger RNA. RefSeq names its product solute carrier family 67 member 2 (gene SLC67A2). Gene Ontology annotation, biological process: transmembrane transport. The transcript is spliced from 6 exons. The coding region runs from base 391 to 1632 and encodes 413 amino acids. The record is from RefSeq and is a predicted model, not a curated record. Gene Ontology annotation, molecular function: transmembrane transporter activity. Lineage: Eukaryota; Metazoa; Chordata; Mammalia; Primates; Cercopithecidae.
GCUUCCGCUCGGGGCGGGGCUGGGUUCCCGGGGCUGGGUUUCCAGGGCCGGUCGGCGGCUGCUGCUGCGUCCGACCCCCGGGCGGCGCCAGUAUGGAGCUUGGGGGUCACUGGGACAUGAGCUCGGCCCCCAGGCUGGUCUCGGAGAUCGCAGAGCCGCAACAAGAGCGGAAGACAGGAACUGAGGCGGGGGCUGCCGACUCCGGUGCGGUCCGAACCCGCCGCUUCCAGCUCUGUCUCUACUUGGUAGGCUUCUUGGUGAGUGCGAGCGUGGGGCUGGGACCAAGUGCUGACUGUGUUCGGGCCUCGGGACCCAGGCGGUUCUUGGAGCUCUGGGGGAGCUCCCAGGGAGUGGGAACCCGCACUUCGCCUGGAUUUGUUUGGUGUCAGCAUGGUUGUGCCUUUAUUGAGCCUUCAUGUCAAGUCCCUUGGAGCAAGUCCAACCGUUGCUGGAAUAGUAGGCUCCUCCUAUGGCGUUUUGCAACUCUUUUCUAGCACGUUCGUGGGCUGCUGGAGCGAUGUGGUGGGAAAACGGUCUUCCUUGCUGGCGUGCAUUCUACUCAGUGCCCUGGGCUAUCUCCUUCUCGGAGCAGCCACCAACAUGUUCCUGUUUGUCCUGGCUAGAGUCCCGGCAGGUAUUUUUAAACACACACUGUCCAUCUCGAGGGCUCUGCUUUCUGAUGUGGUUCCAGAGAAGGAACGGCCGCUUGUAAUUGGACACUUCAACACAGCCUCCGGCGUGGGCUUCAUCUUGGGCCCCGUGGUCGGUGGCUAUCUCACUGAAUUAGAGGAUGGGUUUUAUCUCACAGCCUUCAUCUGCUUUUUGGUCUUCAUUCUCAAUGCCGGUCUCGUUUGGUUCUUUCCAUGGAGGGAAGCAAAACCGGGCAGUACAGAGAAGGGCUUGCCAUUGCAAAAGACCCACGUGCUGUUGGGAAGGAGCCAUGACGCAAUGCAGGAGGCAGCCACCAGCCGCGGAGCCAGGGCCAGCAAGAAGGCUGCCCGGCCCUGGGUCGAAGUGGGGUUGGCCUUGCGGAACAUGAAGAACCUACUGUUUUCCGAAAUGUGGGACAUAUUUCUGGUGCGCUUGCUGAUGGCCGUGGCAGUCAUGCUGUACUACAGUAACUUUGUCCUGGCCCUGGAGGAACGGUUUGGGGUGCGGCCCAAAGUGACAGGCUACCUCAUCAGUUACAGCAGCAUGCUGGGGGCCGUGGCCGGCCUUGCCCUAGGGCCGAUCCUGCGGCUAUACAAGCACAACUCGCAGGCACUGCUGCUGCAUUCCAGCAUGCUCACCUGCACACUGCUGCUGCUCUACUCCUUGGCCCCCACCAUGGGUGCAGUUGUCCUCUCCUCCACUCUCCUGUCCUUCUCCACUGCCAUCGGCAGGACGUGCAUCACGGACCUCCAGCUGACCGUGGGUGGGGCCCAGGCCAGCGGCACCCUCAUCGGCCUGGGGCAGUCUGUGACUGCGGUGGGCCGCAUCAUUGCCCCUCUCCUCUCGGGGGUCGCCCAGGAGGUCAGCCCUUGCGGCCCCCCAAGUCUGGGCGCUGCGUUAGCCUUAGUGGCCAUUUUCAUAAUGUCUCUAAACAAACCACACUCUAGUGGUGAUAGGAAUGGUAAAUUAAAAAGUGAGUAGAUGGAUUUGGACAACAUAAAGCAACAAAAUUUGAGGUGGUUGAAUGAGGGCCAGCUGCCAUGAUGAGAAGGUCACUUUGGGAAGGGUUGGGGUGGAAGGGAAAUAUUUCUGGGUGGGUGUGAGCUGUUGGGCUUCCAGGUCAGCCCUUGGCCAUGCAGCUAGGCCUGCAGGAUGAUCAGAAGUCACAGCAACUCAUGGGAAGAUUAAGACUGGAGUGAAGUUUUUCUAAGGCGAGCGUAUAUUCCACGUUUACCUGAAAGUCUCCUCUUCCCACCUGGGCUAAUGAGGUUACACUUUUCAAGGGUAAAGAAAACUACCAGCUACAGGGUAGGGAAGUGGUGGUGGAAUAAGAGAACAUGAUACAUGAAGGAAGGGAAGAAACCACAAGCAUUUUCCUACUAAAAAACGGGGUGACAUGUCAGUCAAAUUCUGAUCAACUGGAACUGGAGUUUUCAGUUAAAUUCCAUACACUAGGAGGGAGUUUUCUAUCAAAAUCCUGCAGAUUGAAGAAGCUGGUUUAUUAGAACCAGGCUUUCGCUUUUCAAAGCUGCUUAAAAAUCAGAUACUGACCUCCCCCCUAGAGAUGAUUCAGUGGGCCUGGGUGGGGCCAAGAAAUCCGUGGUGUUUCGUAAGCACCGCUGUCGAUUUCUCGUGGCGGUAAAAAGGACCACACUGAGACUGUACUGAUUUUGAUUAAAGUACAUAGGCUUGGCUGUUUUUACACAGCUAACUAAAUUGGAACUCUUAAAAUUGUGUUUAUCAUCACAAUGUGUUACCCCUCUCCCAGCUCUCAGCAGUUGUACUGCAUGAUGGAGCAGCGGGCCCUUGGGGCCUGUUCCCUGUGCUCCCUGCCUCUGCCAGCUUGCUCUGAAGUUGGACUAAACCACCUGGAUGCUGGGCCUGCCAGCCUGCUCCCGGAAGCCUGCAUUCCAGUCAGGUUGCAUCCUUCUGGGGCUGACAGAACCCAGUGGUGACGCCAAAGCACAGGAAUGCUUUUAAAAUGAACAAUUUAUGCAGAAUAAAGGUCAGGUGGCAUGCCAGACCAGAAGAACUUGAUGCUGCUGCAUCUUGUGUUAAGAAUCAUUUCCUUUAUUUUAUUUUUAGUUUGAUGCUUGCAAACACAAGCACUCUGUUGAUCAACAGGGAAAGAUUUGGAUGUGCCAUUUCUUGUCUAAACUGGAGUUUCAUAUACAGCGCCCAGGGGGCCACAAGAGGCAGAGGGCCAGACAGAAGGUGAACAUAGCCUUGCAGGGAGACAUGUGCCAGGCAGGACGAUCACUGGGAUUACAUCAAGUAUUCAUCAGAGUUACUUAAGGGCUUCCUCUCAGACAGUUAAAGUUCACAUUACUUUUCUCAAUUAGUCCACUAGGAUGUUAUGCCUGUUUUCAACUUGACACAUGCAUAAUUGUAAAUAUUUUAGUACACUACAGUCAUUUGUCAUAUCUUUCAUAUUUAUUGUUUUUGUAAAACAGUAAACAUUUCUGCAUUUUAGAAGUCAUGGAGUAAAAUCAAGUAUUUAUGAUAAAUAAUUGGAAGUAUGUUUUAGUUUGAAGAUUGUCCUUUUACCUAUCUUACUUCAAGGAAAAACGGACUUCUGAUUAGGUUUUACAAUUGUGAACUUUUAUGUAAAUGUUAGGUGCUUUUGAGGCGACCAAACUAUUAUUAAUAUAUAAAAUGACCUUGCCCUUAAGGAGCAAACUAAAUGUCAUGGAGAUUCGACUCAAAAGGCAAUGAAUGAUCAAGGGUUUAUGCAAUGAAAUAGAAUUUCAGAAGAGUUUGGAUCUCAAAGAUUGUCCUUCACUCUUAGAAAUAGGCAAGUUUCUUAAAAGCCCUUAUAGCCGUGUUUUUAUUUUAAACAUCAUAGCACUUUAUUUUUGAAGUUUAAAAAGCCCAUAAACGUAAUGAGUCUUUAUAAUCAGACACAUAGAAAUAUUGAAAACCAAAGACUGAUCUUAGAAUACAGAAUAGAGAGACAUGUUUGUUAUUCUCCACUAGUGACUUGAGUAUUUUGUUAGGUGCUGUUUUUUAGGUACACCUUUUCUCAUGACUCCUUUUACGUUAAAGUGUGACCCAGAGACCAGGAGCAUCAGCAUCACCUGGGAGCUUGUGAGACCUGUGAACACUGAAGCUCCAGGUCAGACGUGUUGGGGACCAUUUUAAUAAGAUACCCAGCUGAUUUUUUUUGCACAGUAAACUUUGAAAACCCCUGGUCUAAUGGGUAGCAUUUGUAUCACUUAUGGAAUAUAAUCUCAGGGAAAUUAAAUCUGCUCAAUUAACA